Clavispora lusitaniae ATCC 42720 is the source of this 1434-nucleotide messenger RNA. The record is from RefSeq and is a predicted model, not a curated record. NCBI's taxonomy places the organism in Eukaryota, Fungi, Ascomycota, Pichiomycetes, Serinales, Metschnikowiaceae.
AUGCGCACGGCACUUUGGUUUAUUGUAGCCAUUGUCGCGGCUCAUUUGAAUGUGGCUCGCAGCAGGCACCAGCUAUUGAAAGAAAGAAGUUCUUUGGAUUCCUCCGAAAACACCCAGCAAGACCAAUUGGGGUUUGCUUUUGGUUCUCCUCGGAAGUCAAUCGUUAGUGCCUUCAGCUUCGACACGGCUCUUUUAGGAAUUCCAUUUCACAUGCAGACAACGAACAAUGAAACCGUCCUUAGACCCAAAGACAUACCAACCGAUACUAUGUACGUUAAUAUCGACGGUUCACAGUUUGGAAACGAAACGGCAUGGCUCAAUGGAUUCGAGCUACUGAACUAUACCCUCCAAACAUAUGGGAAUUUCUCUUAUUAUGUGGAUGUCGGUCUUUGCCUUGUUGGUACGCAAUUGGUGUAUGAUGACAGACCAUCGUCAAAUGUCAUGAGUAUGUCUGUUUUAGAUUCAUUGCUUGCAUCCGGGGACAUUGUAACUAGAUCCUUUUCUGUUACUGUGGAUAGCGAUUUCGAUGUCCUUUUUGGCGAAAUUGACCAUGGCAAGUACGAUGGACCUUUGGUGAAGUUCAAACACUACUAUGAUGAAUCUCAGGAUGAUCAUUUCACUGUACAUCCAACAUUGCUCAUGGAUGGAAUGGCAGGCACAAACUUCCUGGUUUACAAUCCAGUUCAAGUAGAGAUUUCCGGGUUCUGGUCUCUUCCAGAUGAGUACUAUUUCACUUUGUUUGACCACAUCAAACUGAAUUAUGGCAUGGAUGAUGACGGCUACAUGCCCUGUCUGAUAUUGAAUCUGACAGAGUAUGUUUCCUUCUACUUCAGUGGAGAAGAGUUUCAGUUUCCAGUGACCUCUUUCGUGUACUUCACGUAUGAUAAUAUGCUGUUGUAUUCGUAUGUUGACGCCGACUAUUACUAUAACGAAUCUGCGACUUGCAGAUUAGAUCUUGGCCAAGAGGACGAAUAUGUCGGAGUCCCUUUGUAUUUGUUCCAAGACCGGUACCUUGUUGUGGAUUACGACAAUGAGGAGAUUGGUAUUGCUCGCACUGCUACCAAAUCCAAACCACAAACUAUCGAGACAAUCUCAACUGGAAUUCCUCGGGCCACUCCAGCAAAGUACUUUUCAGUAGUGGUCACUACAACUACAGAUAGCUACGGAGUGGAAGACUAUUCCACAUCAUUUCACCCAACUUACUCGAUGAACACAGGCAGUCAUUUCGGUUUCAACAGCACAGAGUCUUCGUAUGCAACUGAAACAGACUCUUCAACUCUUUCGAAGUCUGCCCCAUCUACAACUGGAGGAAGUACAAAUCACAGCACAAAAAUAGGCAGCAGCUCUUCUUCUAAGGCUGCAGGAAACACCCAAACCGUCGGUGGUGUUUUUGCUUUCAUUACAUGCUUUCUUGGUGCGUUAAUGAUGCUUUAA